CGUUCGCGGCCUGGUUUUCUCUGAUUUUUUUUUCCCCAUCGUACAAAUAAUCUUGGGACGAUUCCCUCUCUCGUGCUUGGUCUGGACCUCGUUUCCCCGUGAGAAAUGGACGAGUUCGGUGUCUUGACGGAGCGGUACGGCUUGAAGCCCCAAGGGAAGUCGGCUCCGAUGGCCGAAUUGAAGCGUCCGGACGGGAUCGGCAGCGAUCGAGGCCGGAGCUCCGGUCAGAAUCGCGCUUCCGCCGAUCAAUCCUCCUCUUACGCCACCGCGUCUUCUUGGAAUUCCAGCUCCGGUAGCAAGGCUUUUGUGGAUGACUACAGCGAGUUCCUCCAAUCGAAUAGUGGUAGCAAGGGUCAAGGUUUCGGCAGUUUGGACGACUUCGGUGAUCUGUUUGGUGGAUCUCGUAAGCCCUCGAAACCGCCGGCUAGUAAUAGCGGCGUCGAUGAUUACGACUCGCUUUUCAAUUCGAGUGCGAGGUCUUCGUCUACCUACGAUAAUGACGAUAUAUUCGGCGGAAUGCCUGGCGUGAAGAGCUCGGCGUCUGUCGGUGGAGCUGGCGUCUUUGGUUCGUUUGCUUCUCCUCCAAGGCAGAGCUCCCCGGUUGACGAUUUAUUAGGUGGAUAUCAAAAUGAUGACCACGACGAUAUCUUUGGUGGUAUUGGCACGAAGUCCCGGAAGACUGAUAGCAAUGGAUCCGAGGCUGGGCAUGGUGCUGCGGAAUCUGAUGAUCUGAUACCUGGGUUUGGUGGAAGUAGUCCUCCAGCUGACAACCAGAGAAGGCAGUCCCAAAAGACCAAUGUUUAUUCAGCUGAGUCAAGCUCUAAUUUGUCAGAAGACCCUUUUGUAGUAUUAGAAUCGACUUCUAAGCCAGUGCAUGCUUCCUCGGAAAUGUUUUCGGAUCCAUUAGAAGAAAGCAGUCAGUUUGGUAAUUUCCAAAGGGCAAAUGAAGUUGGAGAUAAAGUGAAGAGCCCUAGUGUGUCAUCACUAGAUGAACUUGAAAACUUUGCUAUGGGCCAGGCGCAGGGAAAUACUGACACACAGUCAGAUUUCCUUUCUGUUGGAAAGAGAUCUGGGGCUGAGAAAAAGGCUAGAGGCCCUGGUGUGUCUUCAAUAGAUGAGCUUGAGGACUAUUUUAUGGAUAGGGUGCAAAGAAAUGCUGAUAUCCAGUCAGAUUUUCUGUCUGGUGGAAAGAGUUCUGGGCCUGAGAAAAAAGCUGGUGGAUAUUGUAAAAGGGGUCCAUAUGAAAAUAAGCACAAGGUUGCGGACGAUCUAGAAUCCUUCUUUAGUGCGGGUUUGCGGUCAAGCAGUGUACCUAAAUCUAGGCCAACGAGUUCGACGAAAAGCAAAGAAGUUCCCAAAACACCACCAAAGCCGACUUUUGAGGUCCGGUCCAGCAUGAAGAAGGCCUCCUCAGCAACGAAUUUCAUGGAUGACUUUUCUCUAAUGUUUGGAGCUGCAUCAUUUGCUGGAGAAUUUGAGGAAAUUGAAGGGGAAAGUGAAGAAAGAAGAAGGGCAAGACUGGGUCGUCAUGAGAGAACCCAGGAACGAGUGGCAAAAGCAGUUGCUGAGAUGAACCAACGGGACUCUCAAACUCUGCAGGAGCAAGAAGAGAGGCAUAGAAUUGCUGAGAAUCUUGAUAUGGAGAUAAAGCGCUGGGCUGCAGGGAAAGAGGGCAAUAUGCGUGCAUUAUUAUCAUCAUUACAGCAAGUGCUUUGGCCUGAAUCUGGGUGGGAACCAGUUUCACUAACUGAUUUGAUAACUUCUACCUCAGUCAAGCAAGUAUACAGAAAGGCUACAUUACGAGUACAUCCUGACAAGGUUCAACAGAAAGGGGCCAGUAUUCAGCAGAAAUACACGGCUGAAAAGGUUUUUGAUAUACUUAAGGUGAGAAAAUGCCUGGAAAAGGUUCCAUGUGUCAAUAUCACGAAUUGAAGCAUGGAAAAAGUUUGAAGCCGAAGAACUCCGAUAGGUUAGAGGUUGAAAUUGUAAAUUGCACGUCAGCAGUUUCUGGCUAUCAAAUUUCAGGCUGAGCUGCACCUGCCAUAUCUAUACUGCUUGAAAUGAAGGUGUUCAUGCCGCAGUUCCCGGAAGGGAAGGUACAGUAGAUGAUGAUGUAUAUUUGUUGUUUGUUGACAUGGCUUUUUUACGAGGUUUUCUGAUACUUGCCUCUCAAAUACACUGACCUCACACCAUUCUUGUGGAUAAUUAACCUUCUAUAUUCCUUCUCAUUGAUAUAUUUAUAUUGGUAGAUCAGCCGUAGCUCUUUGGCUUAUGGUAUGUCACUGUCAGAACAAGUGCUUA
This is a messenger RNA of Rhodamnia argentea, 2301 nucleotides long. Its product is annotated as auxilin-related protein 2. Lineage: Eukaryota; Viridiplantae; Streptophyta; Magnoliopsida; Myrtales; Myrtaceae. The transcript is spliced from 10 exons. The coding region runs from base 106 to 1932 and encodes 608 amino acids. The record is from RefSeq and is a predicted model, not a curated record. Gene Ontology annotation, cellular component: cytoplasm; intracellular membrane-bounded organelle; vesicle. Gene Ontology annotation, biological process: clathrin coat disassembly; clathrin-dependent endocytosis. Gene Ontology annotation, molecular function: clathrin binding.